Nematolebias whitei (Rio pearlfish) is the source of this 1531-nucleotide messenger RNA. It is a transcript of the gene sephs1, whose product is annotated as selenophosphate synthetase 1. Bases 39 to 1229 code for a protein of 396 amino acids. Gene Ontology annotation, biological process: L-selenocysteine biosynthetic process. The record is from RefSeq and is a predicted model, not a curated record. The transcript is spliced from 10 exons. NCBI's taxonomy places the organism in Eukaryota, Metazoa, Chordata, Actinopteri, Cyprinodontiformes, Rivulidae. Gene Ontology annotation, molecular function: ATP binding; selenide, water dikinase activity. Gene Ontology annotation, cellular component: cytoplasm.
GAUCCACCGCUAACGUGAAGCUGUGGCAAGGACCCAGAAUGACUUCAGAAAUGUCUGUGAGGGAGUCUUUUAACCCUGAAAGCUAUGAGCUGGAUAAGAACUUCAGGCUCACACGCUAUGCUGAGCUCAAGGGCACAGGCUGCAAGGUUCCUCAAGAUGUUUUACAGAAACUGCUAGAAUCCUUACAGGAGAACCACUAUCAAGAGGAUGAACAUUUUCUAGGGGCAGUAAUGCCUCGACUAGGCAUAGGCAUGGACACAUGUGUCAUCCCUCUCAGACAUGGCGGGCUUUCACUUGUCCAGACAACAGAUUACAUUUAUCCUAUUGUGGAUGACCCUUACAUGAUGGGAAGAAUUGCUUGUGCCAAUGUUCUAAGUGACCUGUACGCCAUGGGAGUGACAGAGUGUGACAACAUGUUGAUGCUUCUGGGAGUCAGCAACAAAUUGUCAGAGAAAGAAAGAGACAAAGUCAUGCCACUGAUCAUUCAGGGAUUCAAAGAUGCUUCAGAGGAGGCAGGCACAUCUGUCACAGGAGGACAAACGGUGCUCAACCCCUGGAUAGUGAUGGGAGGAGUGGCUACAACAGUCUGUCAGCCCAAUGAGUUCAUCAUGCCAGACAACGCAGUCCCAGGAGAUGUGUUGGUGUUGACUAAACCACUGGGAACUCAAGUGGCUGUUGCAGUGCAUCAGUGGCUAGACAUUCCUGAGAAGUGGAACAAGAUCAAGCUGGUGGUAACCCAAGAAGAUGUCGAGCUCGCCUACCAUGAAGCCAUGAUGAACAUGGCACGACUCAAUCGCACAGCUGCCAGUCUCAUGCACACCUUCAACGCCCACGCAGCCACUGAUAUCACAGGGUUUGGCAUCCUCGGCCAUGGUCAGACACUGGCACGACAACAGCGAAGCGAGGUGUCAUUUGUCAUCCACAACCUGCCAGUGCUCGCCAAGAUGGCUGCAGUGUCCAAAGCCUGUGGGAACAUGUUUGGGCUCAUGCAUGGCACCUGCCCAGAAACAUCAGGAGGCCUGCUUAUCUGUCUGCCCCGGGAGCAGGCUGCCCGCUUUUGUGCUGAAAUCAAAUCCCCUAAAUACGGAGAGGGCCACCAAGCAUGGAUCAUCGGAAUCGUAGAGAAAGGAAACCGCACCGCUCGCAUCAUCGACAAGCCGCGAAUCAUAGAGGUGGCACCACAAGCAACCACGCAGAAUGUCAACCCAACACCCGGUGCAACUUCCUAAUCCUCCAUUUGCUGCAUCAUAGAACUGAACCCAAAACCUCCAUUGAGAGAUGUUAAACCUAUAAACUACAAAAUCAUGGUAGAGUGUUGUAAUAUGUACACACACACAAUAGUAAAAAAAACAACCAAGGCUGGGUUGGCGUGUAUUAUCAUGGAAACAAUCCCACAUAAUGGCCUCGAGGGCAAGUCACCCACCACCCAGUGGACUCAAGCUGCAGUGAUCCCCAUGAUAAGAAAUUGGCAAAAAAUAGUGCAUACUUAUAAUUCAUUUGCCUUUUCUGUCUGUUAUGUUAAAUGUGCUUG